AAUCAAAUCAAAUUCUACUCCGCUUUGUCUUUAAUAUGACGCGUCUUAAGCUGUUAUUAUUUUGCUUUGCUUUUGGAAUAACUUGCAUCUACGGGAAUGAUAGAAAUUCCCGAAUAUUACUGGAAGAGGCCAGCAUAGAUGACAUUGUCAAUACAUUGGCAAAUCUGACUGCCAGGGUUGAAAAAUGCGAGACAGGACCUAUUGCGUUCAAGGCACAUUUAACCAAAAGCGUGUCCCCUGGAGCGAAUGAGAGAAUCAUUUUUGAUGACGUACAGCUCAAUCUUGGUGGCGCCUAUCAUCCUUUUCUUGGAGGAUUUUCGGCCCCAUACACUGGCACUUACUUGUUCUCCGUCUCCAUCUGCUCUACAGGUGGCCAUUUUAUUGUCCUUGACCUUAUGAGGAACAAGGAUGUGAUUGGUCGAAUUUUGGCGGGAGAUGCGAGCUAUGACGACUGUUCAUCGGAAACUACGGUAGCACAAUUGCACUCUGGAGAUGAAGUUUUUGUUCAGCACCACUUAACAACCGGCGACUUCAUACAUUAUCAACAACAUACAAUAAACAGUUUCACUGGGACUUUGUUGCAAAGAAUGUAGAAUAAAGUAAAGAAUUAUUAAGCAUU
Messenger RNA from Ruditapes philippinarum (Manila clam), 619 nucleotides. RefSeq names its product heavy metal-binding protein HIP-like. The coding region runs from base 36 to 593 and encodes 185 amino acids. Gene Ontology annotation, molecular function: protein binding. The record is from RefSeq and is a predicted model, not a curated record. The transcript is spliced from 2 exons. NCBI's taxonomy places the organism in Eukaryota, Metazoa, Mollusca, Bivalvia, Venerida, Veneridae.